CCCGAUUCAAGAGCCGAAUGGCUCACAGGGCUAUACCAAAUAAAUGAAACUGAAAGAGAGGGAGCAAUGGAAUAAAAUCUAAAUAAAUUUAAACUCAAACCCCGCUCUCUGACGUCACAACUCUGCAUUACCUCAUCGGCGUGAGACGCGAGGGGGAGGUGUAACGCGCUAGUGACGUCAUGUCACCAAGGUAUUCACGCACCCCCCCAACCCCCCUCCACCGCGAGUUCACUCACUUAUGGGCCUAGUUCAUUAACAUAAUUUAUUAACUUGCACCGCCGCACAUUUGGUAUGGGAGUGUGUUGUACCGCUCUAGUGACGUCAUGUCACCUCCUGCUGCCGCGUGACGUCACGAGAUACCAGGAAGCUGCCGAUCCGCGCGCCUGCGCUCACUGAGAUUUGAGGGAAACAAAUCCUGAGGAUCCUGAGGAAAGUCCACGCGACCACGAGGAGAGAGACACGCAAACUCCAAAUAUACAUCCUUAAUACAGCAGAAUUGGUCUGAUGGAGCAAAGACACUCGGCGCAGCCCGGUUCAAAAAGACAACAAUGGGACCAGGAUGCAAACAGCAUGGAUUGUACUGGAAGUGUGACACGGCACCAGAGAACUCACACAGGAGAGAAACCCUUCAAGUGCACUGUGUGUGAGAAGGCAUUUUCAGAUUCAUCUGCCCUUAAAAGACACCAGAGAACACAUACAGGAGAGAAACCUUUCAAAUGCACUGUGUGUGAGAAGGCAUUUACAGAGUCGUCAUAUCUUAAAAUACACCAGAGAACACACACAGGAGAGAAACCCUUCAAGUGCACUGUGUGCGGGAAGGCGUUUUCACGGUCAUCAAUUCUACACAAGCACCAGAGAGAACAUACAGGAGAUGAACCCUUCAAGUGCACUGUGUGUGAGAAGGCAUUUGCAUGGUCAUCAGGUCUUCAAAAACACCAGAGAACACACACGGGAGAGAAACACUUCAGGUGUAGUGUGUGUGGGAAGGCAUUUUCAAAUUCAUCUGUUCUUAAGAAACACCAGAGAACACACACGGGAGAGAAACCCUUCAGGUGUAGUGUGUGUGGGAAGGCAUUUUCAGAUUCAUAUGUUCUUAAAAAACACCAGAGAACACACACGGGAGAGAAACCGUUCAGGUGUAGUGUGUGUGGGAAGGCAUUUUCAUAUUCAUCCGCCCUUAAAACACAUCAGAAAAUACACACGGGAGAGAAACCUUUCAAAUGCACUGUCUGUGAGAAGGCAUUUGCAGAGUCAUCAGUUCUUCAGAUCCACCAGAGAACACACACAGGAGAGAAACCCUUCAAGUGCAGUGUGUGUGAGAAGGCAUUUGCACGGUCAUCAAAUCUUAAAACACACCUUAAAAUACACACGGGAGAGAAACCUUUCAAGUGCACUGUCUGUGAGAAGGCAUUUGCAGAAUCAUCAGUUCUUCAGAGGCACCAGAGAACACACACAGGAGAGAAGCCCUUCAAAUGCACUGUCUGUGACAAGGCAUUUGCAUGGUUAUCAUGUCUUCAGAUCCACCAGAGAUCACACAUGGAAGGGAAACAUUUAAAGUGCAGUUUGUGUAAGAAGACAUUUUCAAGUUCAUUUUGUUUUAAAAUGCACCAGAGAACACACACAGGAGAGAACCCCUUCAGGUGCACUCUGUGCGGGAAGCCCUGUGCAGAUUCAUCACAUCUUAAAAAACACCGGAGAACACACACAGGAGAGAAACCCUUCCGGUGCACUCUGUGCGGGAAGCCCUUUGCAGAUUCAUCACAACUUAAAAAACACCGGAGAACACACACAGGAGAGAAACCCUUCAGGUGCACUCUGUGCGGGAAGCCCUUUGCAGAUUCAUCACAACUUAAAAUACAUCAGAGAACGCACACAGGAGAGAAACCCUUCAAGUGCCCUGUCUGUGAGAAGGCAUUUGCAUGGUCAUCAGGUCUUCAGAUCCACCAGAAAACACACACAGGAGAGAAACCCUUCACAUGCAGUUUGUGUGGGAAGGUAUUUUCAGGUUCAUAUCCUCUUAAACGGCACCAGAGGACACACAUGGGAGGGAAACCCUUCAGGUGCCUUUUGUGCGAUAAAGCGUUUGCAAAGUCAUCAGAUCUUAAAAAACACCAAAGAACACACACAGGAGAGAAACCCUUCAAGUGCACUGUGUGCGGAAAGGCGUUCACACGGUCAUCAUAUCUUCAAAGGCACCAGAGAACACACACAGGAGAGAAACCCUUCAAGUGCAGUGUGUGUGGGAAGGCAUUUUCAGAUUCAUCAAAUCUUAAAAUACAACAGGGAAAACACACAGGAGAGAAACCCUUCAAGUGCAGUGUGUGUGAGAAGGCAUUUGCACAGUCAUCAGUUCUUCGUCGACACCAGAGAACACCCAGGCAUCAGAAGAUCCCCACGGAGUGUAGUCUGAAAUCGACUUGUGAAAGUCAAAGUGCUGCAAUGAGCCCAUCCCUCCUGAAAAAAGAACCAGAACUGAAUUCCAGCUUGGACACUAUGAAAUGUUUCAAGGUGAAAUUUGAAGAGGUGACAGUGAAGAGCGAAGAAGUGAAGGUAAAAUGUGAAGAAGUGAAGGUAAAAUGUGAAGAAGUGAUGAAGAGCGAAGAAGUGAUGGUAAAAUGUGAAGAUGAAGAUGCAACUCCAAAAUUGGACCUUCACAUCGAUGGAGCAGACGAGCUGCAAGCGGUGUCUGGCGACGGGAUGAUCGCGCACAUCAAUGGAGACGUAGCCGGACCCAUCAUCCCUGCCAGCACGGGCACCACCGACAGCGUGACCAGCGUGCCGACUCGGCAACCACCCCAGCGGUGGAGAGAGAUUGACGAAGCAGCCCAGAGCAUCAUGUGUUCAACACACGCAGACCCAGCGCCCCUCCUGGGGGCUUGA
Messenger RNA from Petromyzon marinus (sea lamprey), 2880 nucleotides. NCBI's taxonomy places the organism in Eukaryota, Metazoa, Chordata, Hyperoartia, Petromyzontiformes, Petromyzontidae. The record is from RefSeq and is a predicted model, not a curated record.